AUGCAAGCUUUGGAGCUUGUGGCAGGUGCUGCUGUGGCCAAGUGUGUGGCAUAUUGGGCCUGUGCUCACGGCGGCCUCGUGGGCGGAAUCUUCUUUCCGCUCCUCUACUACGGUCUGACUCUCGGAGAGGUUUGUGCGAAAGUCUUCAACAUUAGCCGGGCAGUGGCUGUACCAGUGAUGCUGGGUGCAGUGCCUGGCGCGCUGCUCCCUGCACCGCUUACGGCGCUGUCCUUUCCUGUGGGGCUCUUCGUCACAGGACCGGUGCAGACUGUGCCCAUCCUGGUUGCCAUCGUCACGGCCUCCAUGCUCCUGGUGGGCAGCGGCUUUCUCGAGAAGCUCAUGGUGAAGAGGGCCUAA
Symbiodinium necroappetens is the source of this 357-nucleotide messenger RNA. Lineage: Eukaryota; Dinophyceae; Suessiales; Symbiodiniaceae. The record is from the annotation of a GenBank genome assembly.